This is a messenger RNA of Rana temporaria (common frog), 910 nucleotides long. RefSeq names its product chromosome 11 C11orf96 homolog (gene C11H11orf96). The transcript has a single exon. Bases 19 to 387 code for a protein of 122 amino acids. The record is from RefSeq and is a predicted model, not a curated record. Lineage: Eukaryota; Metazoa; Chordata; Amphibia; Anura; Ranidae.
AAAGCAGAGCGAAGCGCCAUGUCCUCUGCGGUUCUACCAGCCAAGCCCGCGGAGCCCCUGGGCUACCAAUCAGCGAUGCCCCACUACAGCGGAGAGACCGAGGAGUACCCCCGGCCCAUCCAACCCCGGGCCUCAGGGGGCAAGGGCAAGCUGCGGCGACCCCGGCAGAGCCGGUUCAAGACCCAGCCGGUCACCUUUGACGAGAUCCAAGAGGUGGAGGAGGAAGGCUUGUCCCCCACCGAAGAGGAGAAAGCCAGAAAGUCCUUCCUGCAGUCCCUGGAGAACCUGAGAAGGAGCUCACACAGCAUGCAACUCCAAAGGGACAAACUCAGCAGCUGCAAACUCCGCCACAGCUUGGAUUCCAGCGACUCAGACUCCACCCAGUGAGCUGACAACCCCCAUGGCAAACAGAGGGUUAAAUGUCCCUCCAAGAUGCCCCAGCUUUUCAGCAAAUAAAGAGCUUUUCUGUGCGCUGCCACUGGGGGACCACUAGAGGGCGCAGCAGGUGCACACGGCUGGACUGAGGGGUUCAGUGGACUGUCUGAUGGCACCCAGCCUUGCCAAGGAGUUGAGAAAGUUUACUGACUAAUGUAAGUUUGGCUGUGAAGAGGUUAAGUCUCCACUUUUGGACUGAAUGGACAAGUAGGUUGCUUGUUGGGGAAGAAAAAUCUAAAUCUGACUUUUUUUUUUAACCCUUUCCUUCCUGGGGUGUGCACCUUAGCUGUGUAUAAGAACGGGUUAAAGUUAUUUUUGUAAAAUUUAGAGAAAAAAAAUAUAUAUUUGCGAGGAAAUCGUAUGUAUAAAUAUUUAUUUUUGCACCUGCACCGCUUUAUUUCCCCCCCAUUUGUUAUAUUUGUAUAAAGAGCUAUUUACAUUGACAUUUAUUAUAAAUAAACACCAUGGCAAAGUG